AUGGAAGAUAAAUCUUACGCAACCUUUCACAAGAGAAAAAAAACAAGAGCGAAUGCAAAAGUAAGCAGAGAAAAAAUUAAGAAGAACUUUUUAAGAAAUGAAAAAUUCGUCCGAGUUUCAAGUAUAAGCAAAAGUUCAACGAAGAAAACAUUUUUACAUACCUUGUUCAAAAGCUUUAUCAAGCCAUACAAUGAGAAGAACACAGCGUUUUACUCCAUUUUGUGUAUAAUUAAUAACAUCUACAAAUGCCACUACUUUUCGAAGCACCGCUGCUUGAUUUGCAAGCCACUGCACGAAAGGAGCGCGUCCGUUUUGCAGGGUGGAGGUGGUUACUAUGAUGGGUGUGAUGGGGAGGACAGCGCGUCUGCGUCUGGCAGGGGUUCCCUCACCGCGUGCACCAGCAUGUCCUCCAUCACUUCCACCACCGCGUCCAGCACUGCCACCGUCACCUUCCCCUAUGACAUAUACUACAACUUGCGAAAAAUCAACUUGAUUGAGUCUGGAAAACUGAAGAGCAGUGGGAGCCGCGGCACAUCAGAAGGGAGUCGCGAAGCGGGUGAAGCAGCGGGGACCCACUGCGUGCGGGAGAAGGAAUGUUCAGAGGCAGAACCGAACACAGGGUUGUUACAGUUGGACCCAGAGAAAAGGAAAAUAGGGGAGGGUGGAAAUGAAAGCGAAAGUGAGGCCAAAAAUGGGGCCGCACGUACAGUGACCACAGGGGUAGUUAAUGCCCCCUUUGGAGAAAAAAACGCACGCGAAUGCCCCCACCCAGAGAACAAAGCCAAUCAACAAAUGGAUACAGCAAAAACCAAUGCCUUAAAUAACAGGCCAAGAUCAAGCGCAGGGGUGGUGAGGAAAAACGUUUCCGUUACCGAUAAGGAAGUGUCCCCAAUCUGUGGACCAAUUCAAAAUUUUAUAAGUCAAAAGUUAAACCUUACAAAUGUGCAGCACUACUACUUCCUCUCACACGGCAAGGAACAGUUUGAAGAUUUGUACAAUUUGGGGGUGUUCGAAAAGAUAAAUAUAUUCGACAAAAUUUUACUGGACUUAAACCAAACUGAAAUACACCCUAAUGUGUUAAGGACGGGAAUUUUUUUUAACAAAUAUUUGAAUACGACCCACAAUGACAGGAACGUAGAUUUGCUCACAGCUCUCAAGUCUUUUAUUAAAGACUACUCUCUCCCUCCCUACGAACCCAUUAACAGACACAUGAAAGUUGUGAUUGACAAAGAAAUAAAUUACAUCAUAAUGUGCAAAAAGCAUAGCAUCAGCAUGGGGGAAGUUAUUAGGUGGUUUAAAAAUAUGAUUACGGAACAUAUAGGAAAAAAUAUCCUUGAGAAGACGAGGGUAAUAAUUAUGAACAAUAUUAAUAAUUACAUAAGAACCAAAAUUGUCAUGCCUUCGAUAUACAUUUCUAACUAUGUAGCAGAGCACAUCAUUGCCCACAACGAUAUUUUGCUAAUUUACACCUUUGAUUAUGAUAUAUAUUUGUCCAUAGUCAAGGCGAAGAGAAGUGGGAAAAGGUUCGAAAUUGUUUUAGUUGACUCAGAACCUUAUAAAAAUUCAUAUGAUAUUAAAUUGUAUACAAAACUAGGGAUCCCAGUUACGUACACAUUAAUUGGCGCUUUAUUUUACAACAUAAAAAAUUGCACCAAAGUCUUGCUAGGGAUUGAUGCUAUUAUACAUAAUAGUGUUUAUGCCUAUGUGGGUACGAGCAUUAUAUGCAUGAUGGCUCACCUUAGUAAUGUGCAGGUCUAUAUAGCUUGUGAAACGUACAAAAUCAGUAACAAAAUUAUUAUUGAUAGUUUUAGCAUAAAUAAUAUUAAUAAUAACUUGGACAUUUAUAAUUAUAUAUACAUGCACCACCAUCCCCACCACAGACACCAUAGUCACUACGACCACUACCGACAUCAGCAGAGGCAACAGCAACAGCAGCAACAGCAGCAACAGCAGCAACAGCAGCAUGUGGCCUCCCAAAAAAGUACCACCCAAAAAAAUAAAUGCAUAGAUCACGGGGUCAUGUUUAACCGCAAAUUAAACACAUUCAUAAAUUCCUACUCUGAUAUAACCUCCAGUGCCGUCCUUUUUAAUAAUCACGAAAUUGGUUCAGGAGGCGAUGCUCCUUCCAAGCCCCUUAUCAAAUAUUUCGCUGUAGAAGCAGGGAAAAAAGGGCCAGAUGCCCUUUCCCCCUCUAGUAGCACAUCAAACCAUGCGCAGGAAAAUGUGUACCCAUUAGAAGUGGACCCACCCUCCUCCAUUCGUGGUAACCCAAACGGGAUCCUUCUCAAAGGAGAUCUUAAAAUGAAUUGUCAACCGAAUGAAUCGACGGAUCACCCAGGGGGUAGCCAUGCAGAAGUGUUAAAAAACAAUAACAAUUCCUCGCCGAGUGGCUCCAAUACGUUCCUCAAAGAUGCAGACACUACGCGCAGCGGAAGGGACGCCUCCACAUUGUUUCCCAAGCACGACGAACCCAAAAGAGAAACGCCCAUUCAGACGAAUCAGGAAUAUCCCAACGAGGAGGAAGAGGUAUGUACUAAUAAGAAUAGCGAGAUUGAUAUAAAGGGUCCCGGGAAAGAAGUCAAAAUAGUUACCACUGCAAGUAUGCUUACAAGCAGAAGCACGAGCACAGUAGGAUCCACAAAGGGAAUACUGAAAGUACCGGGAAAAACAUCCUACGAAAAUAAAAAUGAAAAAAAUAAUUCCCUUUUAAGCAAUAAACAGAAUUGUGGAAACGUUCCCACUUAUAGUAAAAAUGUUGUUAAAAAGAAUAGAGUGCUUUUUAACCUUAAAAGUGACAAAGGUAGUUAUGCCUCCAUUUUUAACAGCCACACUGUUGCCCAUUCGAAUAACUUGAGCGCGAACAUUGAAGCCAGCGAAAGUGACGAAGAAAAAAUAUGCUGCAAUAGCAUUUGUGAUUCUAUUUGUACCUCCAUUGGAAAUAUGAACAUAAAAAAUGUAUGCACAGAUACACAUAACGAGACGAACCUGUUUAGUUCCGUCCAAUCGCACAUAAGCAAAAUUAAUUCCACCACGGACAAGUCUUUUUACGUUGCCAAUAUAUGUAAUGAUGUCACACCGCUGAAGCACAUCACCUAUAUCGUCACCGAGGUGGGCUUAUACACGAGCGCAAACAGGAACGCAUUAAAGGUGUUUGUUCAGAAUAACCUCUAG
Molecule: messenger RNA, 3171 nt
Organism: Plasmodium fragile
Lineage: Eukaryota; Apicomplexa; Aconoidasida; Haemosporida; Plasmodiidae
Exons: 1
Coding region: 1-3171 (1056 amino acids)
Source: RefSeq, a predicted model, not a curated record